Molecule: messenger RNA, 1857 nt
Organism: Tricharina praecox
Lineage: Eukaryota; Fungi; Ascomycota; Pezizomycetes; Pezizales; Pyronemataceae
Exons: 1
Coding region: 197-1462 (421 amino acids)
Source: RefSeq, a predicted model, not a curated record
CACUGCGCGAGGUCGCACGCGCCGCUGACGGGGUCGGCGGGGGGCUCAUCACCUUGACGGCCCGAUGACGGCGUCUUGGCAACUUACGCGAUUCAGCCGUAAACCAGCUGAUCGUUGCACCUCCGUCUUUGUACUCGUACAGUUAUGCACUUUGCCGUAGUAUAGAUACCCGACCGUAUUUCCUAACCCAUUGACCAUGUAUCUCCCCGCAUCCUCCGCAGCUGCAAUGAACUCACUUCCACCAGCUCCAGUCAGUACGUCGAAUCCGUCGCCCCAAGAUGCCUUGCGUGAGCAGUUCGUGCGCCCGGGCGACGUGAUGUCGGUCCUCCUCAUUCUCGGCGGCGAUGUCAUCCAACGCGCGCUCGCGCAACUCUCGGGCGGCCCCGUCACUCCCGUCGCCUUUUCGUUCGGAUGGGUUACCUACGCGAUAAGCGCACUGCUCGCAGCCGUCGGCGACAACAAGCUCAUCCCGCUGCCGGACUCCCCCGGCCUCGUCAUCAACUCGCGCAGCCGCUACAGUCGCCAGAACAACUCGUGGAUCGUGGGACGCAUAAUCCGCGACUACGAGUUCUGGCGCGACGCGCGCAUUCGACAGGCCGAAGCUGCGUUUCUCAGCAAGGCGGAGCAGGGUCGAAACCUGCAGCUCGCCAACGACGCCGCCGCCGCCGCCGCGGAAAAAAACGUUACCGUGCCACCAUCCGCCUCCGAUGCCAGGCCCAUCCGGAUCGCGCUCUCGGUUGCCGUCUACGACGCAAGCCCGCAUAAACAAGCGGGCGUACCCGACCACGAUUGGUUAUACUACAGCGGCGUUCUAUGUGCCGUUGUGCAGCUAGGAGUCGCCGCCAUACCGUGGGGACUGUGGGGCGACUGGUCGAUCAUGAUGACCACGGCCAUUGGUAUCACCUUUGCUUUCGCUUCCGGUUCGCUUCCGCAGUGGAAGGCCGAGAAGUACAAGUGUCGGAAAGGGACCAAGAAGACGGUGACCCUGACUCGCGGCAAUGGCAACAACGAUUGCAUCGUCAUUAUCGGCGGUGGAUUCGGGAUGGAUAUGGAAGACCUGGCCGCCGGACAGGGUGUCGAUAUGCCGCACACGCGCAUCUAUACUAGCAUCAUGGCCGUCCUCUGGAUUGCGUUGUUGAUCGCUGUCUCUGGCCUGAAGGAGAACCCCUGGUUCUUACUGGUCGUAGGAGUCAUCGGUAUGAUUCAGAACGUCAUUGUCUGUGGCGCUCCAAGGCGGCCGGGCGCUUUUGGCGUUCAUAUUGAGUACAGGAAGGCAUUCGUGGGUGGAAAAGUUAUGGAGGUGCUCCAGCAGCUGGAGGAAGAAUAUCCGCGUUUAGGGAGAUCCCUCGUUGAUACCUACUUUCCCGGCGGCCUCCGUCCCCAUGAGGAGGUAUACUGGAAGGAGGCGGAACAGAAGGCGGAGCUGGCGGAGAAGGCAGAGAAGGCAGAGAAGGCGCAGUAGGCGGGUGAAAACGGGAGGGGGACGGUCUGAUGCGUCAUGGCUCAUGCGUUUUGUUUACGAUUCUCAUCGCUCACAAGUACGGAUGGUGGUCUGAGCUAUGAUCGCGCCGGUCAGGCAGUGCAGGAUUUGAGCGGGGGGGCGGGCCAAGCCGGGCCCGGCCGGGCGGGUAGGGGAUGAGAAAUACGAGGAUUAGGGGCCGGAGGACGAAGACCCAAUGGAAACAUGAGAGAGGCAGGCUGAAGAUAGCCUGAGCGGAGGAUGACCGGUUUUCUUUUUCUGGGGCGGCGCCAAUUGGCAUGCUCCUUUAUGUACGCUAUGUAUUACAUAGUGUGUCCUAGAAGGACGAUUAUGACGAUUAUGAUUAUGACUUAAUUGACCUACACAUGUUAUUCCAU